Molecule: messenger RNA, 7962 nt
Organism: Podarcis lilfordi (Lilford's wall lizard)
Lineage: Eukaryota; Metazoa; Chordata; Lepidosauria; Squamata; Lacertidae
Source: the annotation of a GenBank genome assembly
CGUGGCAUCCCUGUUUAGCCCUCUUCCGCGCUUGUGAUUGGCGGGCGCCGCCGGUUGCUUCCGGGUUCUGUGUUGCUUUCGGCGGCGUCGGUCUUCCCGGAGGGGCCCCCACUGCGAUCUUGCUCGUCUCGCCAAGAUGAACCGCUUCUUCGGAAAGUCGAAGCCCAAGGCGCCGCCUCCCAACCUGACGGACUGCAUCGGCACGGUGGGCGCCCUUGCUUCGGGGGGUGGGGCGGGGCUCCGUCCCGUUGCUAUAGAAACCCAGCCUCCAGCACCCCCCCCCCACCUCGGGGUCCUGCAGGAAUGAUGCGGAGCCUUCGCUUUGCCAGGCCUGACCAUGGGGGGGGGGAGUGAGGGGGUAGAAAGUAGAUCACGGCCCCCCAUCGCCAGUGGAUCACCUGAUCCCGACUGCUCCAGGAUCUGAGCUUUCCAGAGGAAUCGCAGAGCGCUGGAAGGGGUACCCAAAGGGAAGCCGCCCAUGAUGAUGAUGAUGAUUAUUAUUAUUAUUACUAUUACUACUACUACUACUAUUAAUACAUCUCUGCUAUGCCUUGUCCCCCUUACAACACAACUUAUGGGUAAAAAUAAGGACAACUAAAAACAGAAAGAGAGAGAGAGAAGCAUUAAAAAGCAUUUAAACACACAUACCCUGGCAGAUUAACAACUUAUUCUACGAAGAUUACAGAAGGAGAGAGGGGGUCAGACUGUGCCUUGGCCAAAAGCUUGGCGGAACACCUCCAUCUUGCAGGCCCUGUGGAAAGAUGUCAAAUCCCGCAGGGCCCUAGUCUCAAGGGCAGCCCCACAUAGAGUGAGUUACAGUAAUCAAGCCUGGAGGUGACCGUCGCGUGGAUCACAGUGGCUAGGUCAGGGCAAGAGAGGUAAGGAGCCAACUGCUUAGCUUGGCGGAGAUGGAAAAAUGCCACCUUUGUUGUAGCUGCAAUCUGCGCCUCCAUGGAAAGGGAGGUGUUGAAGAUUUACUGUUCAAAGAGUAAUCAAUAUCUCACUGGGCGUAUUCCUCCCCUUGGAUGUGCCUAUGUAGCUCUUUGGAUCCAAGCCAAGAUCACGGCAAAGGAUGUUGCCUUGUUUACAUAUAUAGCAACUAGUUUCUUUUAACGAGGUGAGUGAGCAGUGGUGGUCCCCGCUUACCUCUUGCCCCAAGUGGCCUGUUAUUGCAUGUGUGGUACCAUUGCAUGGUAGGAGGAUGCUUCCAAACAUUACCUUGCCUGGCUAGAGAGAGUACUGAUUCUUUUGUCAUUCAUAACUGAACUUUUUUUUUCUCUUCCUCAUCUUUCCUUUUGCUAAAGGUGGAUAGCAGAGCAGAGUCUAUUGACAAGAAAAUUUCCAGGCUUGAUGCAGAACUGGUGAAAUACAAAGAUCAAAUGAAGAAAAUGAGGGAGGGGCCUGCAAAGGUAAGAUGUGAACAAUUUAGGGUGAGGCCACUCAAGCCAUGUGACAUUAAAACUAGUUUUCCAGGUUUUUAAAAAUGUUGGUGAAUGUCCACAAUUGUUUUAUCAGUGUCUGAGGCCUGUGCCAUGCAGGGCUUCAAGAAAUACCUAAUGUGUAAGACACACUGGGUGGCCAUAGGCCAGUGGCAUUCUCUCUGAUUUACCUCACAAGGUGGUUUUCAGGAUGAAAGGAAGUAGGUGGGAAAACAGAGGAAGGAUGGGUUCAAAUAUAUAUAUAAGUAAGUAAUACUAGGGAGUUAUUAGUUAUUUAGCUUGCAAAUUUUAUUGGGUAGACUUCAGCAUGAAGUACAUUCUCAUUUGUGCUUGUAAACCUCCUUGGAUGUUGGUGUGGAAAGAUGGUAUAUAAAUCUUAAAAGUAAGCAAUCUUGACUUUUUAAAUGUUGCAAGUUAAUCCUUGGCAUUGACAUCUGAUUUUUACCUUUUCUCUAGAACAUGGUAAAGCAGAAAGCCCUGAGAGUGUUGAAACAGAAGCGAAUGUAAGUUUCAUACUCUCUUCAACUUUAUUUUUUGAAACGGAGUAUUAAUUUGAAAGGAGUGGAAACACAUGCCCUUAACUUUUGGCUUCUCUUAGUUAACUAGACUACCAUUGCCGCUACUCGACCAUUCCCCAAGUUCUGUGGCUCAUGCAGAGAAUGUGGCAAUAAGGAAGAGCAACCCCGCCAGCCCUAAGUUGCUAUAAUGGGUUGUUUCUCACACUGUGAUGUUUCCUGGCUAUAGUCACGCCACCUACUUCCACUUCUAGCAGAGGCUGUGGCCUCAGUCCCAGCCAGCUGCACCAUUGCCUGCUGGCAGAAAGAGAGAGAGAUGUAAGUGGACACCAAGAUGGGGCACUGGGAGGAAACUCAAAAUGCAGGAGCAGCCAUGUUCCUUGGACAUACGGAGGAUAAGCAACCCAUUUCACAGUUUUCAGCUUAACCAUCUUCCUUCACUGAUUUGAAACUGGAGAAUAAAGUUGUCUACAGUACAGUUGGUGUCACCUAGUAGUAUGACUGUCAUAGUUAAAGGGCACAUGCACUUAAAAAAACAAUUUUUCCUUUCUUUGGGAUCAAACUUCAGAUUUCAUACAGUGUUCUUGAUCCACUGUCAUGGAAAAAGGUGGGGUAUAAAUAAAUAUACAGUAUAAUAAUAACAGUAAUCUCUGGAAUGGAGAACAGACAGCAGCUCUAGUUUGUGAGUUACCGUGACUCAGGGUCUGAAAGCUUUGUGUCUUGACCAUAGGUAUGAAAACCAACGAGAUAACCUCGCUCAACAGUCUUUCAAUAUGGAGCAAGCCAAUUAUACCAUCCAGUCUCUGAAAGAUACAAAAACAACGGUAAUUUUGGUUUUCAUUUAAAUUUUUACUUGCAUUUAUCUAUGUGUUCUAGUGGGUCUUAAUAUUUUACCUGGCUACUUCUCUAGGUUGAUGCCAUGAAACUGGGAGCGAAGGAAAUGAAAAAGGCUUACAAGCAAGUAAAAAUAGAUCAGAUUGAGGUAAGUUUCAGUGUUACAUGAAAAAUAAUCACUGAUGACUCUACAAGCAUGUUUACACUUAAAUCUGAAUUAGAGUACCUCUUUUAUAAUGCCUCUCCCUCCCUUUGGAAUGUGUCUUAUUUUUAUAUCUGUCCCAAGGAAUAAAUAUUACCAGUAGUAUUUUGUAUGAGCCAAACUGUUUUUGAGGCUAAAACUUUUUGUGAGCGAAAAAGAAAGGCAGAAUGCAGAAUGUAUAUCUGAACUGCAUACCAGUCAAGUUAAUUAAAAAGAUUUUGUUCAUUUUAGGCAAAUAAAUAGGACCUAAUGAAUGCUUACCAUUGUUUCACAAUCAAAUAGACCUCUUACCUCCUGUCAUUUGGAUUUAUAUUUCAUAAUAAACUUCAGGACUUGCAAGACCAAUUAGAAGAUAUGAUGGAAGAUGCUAGUGAAAUUCAGGAAGCAUUGGGUCGUAGUUAUGGAACCCCCGAAAUUGAUGAGGAAGACUUGGAAGCAGGUGAGUUACAAAUUAAUUCUAACUGCAAAGCUAGGAUGUAAUGGGUUCAGGCAGAUUAUGCAGGCUCAAUUCCAACAUUGGUUAAGACUAGGUUAACAUUGGUUAAUCUAGGUUAAGGACGUUUUAACUUUUUUGAUUUGCAAAUCUUUGGAAACUGGAGAGACUGUUUGGGGCACUACAUGCACACACCACAACUGUGUACACUCCCCUCUCUGUCAGCAAGUAGAGUUUGAAAAAAGUUUUCACUUUUCUCCCUAGGUCUUUUUUUGUUGUUUGUGCGCAGGGGAUGGUCUUCCUGGAGGGUGUAGUUUGGGUAACAAAUGUUAACCUUCCCUCCCUGGCUGCAGCCUCCAUGAAGAUCAUCCUCUGCAGUGAUUCAGCUUGGAAAAAAAGCAUUCCGUCGACCACAAUGCAAAACUGUUUUACAGACUAAUUGUGUGAUCCUUUCCUUGCCUUCCCUCCUGCAACCCUCACAUUGUUCCUUCUCUAUUGAGAUUAGGUUUGUAGGCUUGAUAUAUGCCUUCUGUUGUAUCUUUUUUGGUGCGGAGGGAGACACAUUUUCUGCAGGAGUGAAUACUGUCCUCAGGAAGACUGCAGUUAGGCCUGGAAAAGUGUAUUUUGUUAGCUAAAAUAUAUGGCUUCCUUUAAACAACAUAUCAGCAGCCAUUGGGUUGGGGGUGGGAAGAAGACCCUGCAGGAGCCUGGGAAGAACUUUGUUGGCACAGGUGUGCUCAUGGGCACCUUGUUGGCAACCCCAGGAUUAGUGUGAUGUCCAAAUUGAUAAACCAGGUGCACCUGUGUCCCUUGUUACUGACUUUCAGGAAGAAUCUCAAAACAUUCCUGUCUACUAGGCAGUUGAUGGCUGAAAGGCACUGUUCAUGGCAACCCUGAGAUUAUCGGUUAAGGGAAUCUUUAAAGUGUGUUUUGUUUUAAGAUGUUACAUUAUUGAUCUUUUUGCUUUCCUGGGCUCCUUCAAGAGGGAUAUAAAUUAAGUAUUAGAGUUUAUGCUAUCUGAGGGCAAUCUCUUCAGAAAUGUUCAUUUUAUGUGCUGUACAAUAGGUACUGAAAUACUAUUUCAAGUUCAGGGACAAGUUCAGCCACCCUCAGUUUUCCUGUUAGUGAUAGACAUUUUGUGUCCUAACAACAAUUUUAGAGCUGGAGGCACUAGGUGAUGAACUUCUAGCUGAUGAGGAUAGCUCCUAUCUGGAUGAAGCUGCAUCUGUUCCAUCAAUUCCAGAAGGAACGCCAACUGAAGCAAAAAACAAAGUAAGUCUUCUUUCCCACCUCAUAUUAUGCGCAAUACAUUUACAACAGCGUCACCAACAUCAGACCCAAUAGAAUACAGUGCUUGGAUAGGUUUAUUGCCCUCAUCCUUUUCUUUCUUUCUUUUUAAUUAUCUUGGGGGGGAUCAAUAUAUUUAUUAGGAAAUAUAUCUGUAUCUUCAGUACUAAUAAUUAAGCGGUAUAAGUGCAAAGGAACAUUCGAAGCUGCAUUAUAAAGCAAGUCAGGACAUUGGUCCACCUAGCUCAGUAUUGCUUACACUGGUUGCCAGCCGUUCUCUGGGGUGCAGGCAGGAAUCUUUCCCAGCCUUAACUGGAGAUACCAGACAUUAAACCCUGGGACCUUUUGCAUGCAAAACAUGUGCUUUGAGUUAUGGCCCUUUCCCAGGUAAUGUAUUUGAUUGAACAGCUGUGGGCAGGGCAAUAAGGCAAACAAUGUUGGCAAACAAUGUUGAAGAAAACUUAACUAUGGUUUGGCAUGUGGUUUUAUGUUGUAAACUGCCCUGUGAUCAUCUUAUGAAGGUUGGUAUAUAAAUUUAAUAAAUAAUCAUUUUGCAUGGUGUCGGAAUUGAAAAAUUAGGAUUUGCAAUCAGCCAGCAAGACAGAAUGAGAACCCUGGUAUGAAGUAAGUUUGCAAACCACAGUUUGUGGCUAGCUAUAGUUUGGCACAGUGUUUGAUUUGACAAGCUAUCUGUUGCCAUCAUGCCACCUCAAGGUUGCUGUACCAUGGAAAUAGGAGUAAACCCACAAAGCUGAGAGGCUGGAAAAUAAAAGCAGACAGGUAGCUUGAAACCAUGGUUUCCCUGGAAGCUCAAAUCCUAGCUUGGGUUCUCAACUAUGGUUAGUGCAAAGCAAAGUUCAAUGUUUGUUUAAAUUGACCUUGUGCCUUAACCUUUUAUGUUAUGUACACUUUCUAAGUACCAUUUGCUGCUUAAUUUAAAUUUAUGACACAGUAUAACACCCUGGUCCUGUAUUUAUAUUACACCUUCACUGGGCAGACAAAUGAGGCUGACUCUUUCUCCAUUUAUAUAUGAAAACAAAAUGAAAUAUUUCUCUGGCUAUCCUCAAACUAAAUCUUGGUUGUAUUAUAGAUAAUCCUGUUAAAUGGUGGUCUCUUGCCAGCUGUUGUCCUUCUACAUUAUCUUUGCCAAGCAAACAUAAUAUCAGCCUUUGUUGCUAGCCUCCUUGAGUGUGUUAGAAUGACAGUUGAUGAAAUAUUAAUAAACAAGUGGCUCCUGUGGUGUGGAUGCACUGGUAGGUUCACUGUUUGCUGGUGCUGAUAUCUCAGGAUAUAGACAGUAAGAUUAACAUACAUAUUUUAUAUACUUUAUACUAUUAACCACAAUUGUUUGCUUUUCCUCUCAUAGGAUGGUGUACUGGUGGAUGAAUUUGGAUUGCCACAGAUCCCUGCAACAUAACUUCUCUAGCUCAGAGGGACUGCUGCUUUUCAUCUUUCUUAAGAAGAAUACCAUGGGUGGUGCAGAUAAAGCUUUCCAGUACCACUUGAUAUCACUACAUAACAGAAUGUAGAGUGAAUGAGUGACAAAUUCCCCUCCUUUUGAAGACAUUUUAUUACUAGCUUUUGUAUUAACAGCAAGAAAUUGGUACAACUCUUUCCUGCAGUGGGAUCUGUUCACAAGUUCUGAAAUUUGGCUUCAUCACUCCUGUAGUGUUGUAGUAUUAUUCUGAAAAUUACUUUGGGCUAUUUAUGGUUUUCUUUGAUUUAUAUUUCUCCGGACUACAAAGGGCACUGUGAUGGUAUUUCUUAGACUAACUUUAUUGUGCUUGCUUUAAUCAUGCAUAUUUUCUAAUAAUGCUACCAUUUGCCAUUUAUUGUGGAUAUAUUUGCUAUAGCCCUUAAAUGUAGCUGAGUAACAAAAAGAAGCAAAGGAGAUUACAUUGUAUAAUCCAUUUUGACCUAAAUUAUAUACCGUUUAGGGUUGCUUGAUCUCUAUAGUGUUAUUAUUAUUUUUUUAAGGUGCAGUUCCUUCUGUCUCAGUUAUUGUUAAAUAUCAAGAUGUCAACUUUUUGAUGUCAUUGGUCUCCAGCUGGUACAGGUGCUUGUGAAACUAUUGUUUCUUCCAUUUCUGCAUGGGAACUAUUUAUGUGUUUCGGAAUCCACAAAUGUCAAAAAGCCUGAAGACCUUUGUCCCUCCCCAUGUCUUAGUUUAAAAGCCUGAUCAGUAGCUCAUUUUAUUGGAGGGCCACUUUGAGGAGGGUGGGACAAGUCGGCCCCCAGGAGACAGUAAACCAGUCCCAUUGUCAAAGCCACUACUCCCUCUGUGUACGUUGGUGUGGGUUGGCAGCUGGGACUUGGCCAGCUGCUAAUACUCAAAGGGCUGGACUUGGCCAGGUAAAGAAAAUAAUCCACAUUGCUAUGUCACCUGCCAUCUCUUCCUCAUUAAGUUAAACAGGAUACACUUGUCCAAAGUCAGUGUGAAUAGGCUUCCACCCCAAUGAGACAGUUUCUAUUUGUGUAGUCUUUUUGUGUAGAAAUUUGAUGUUGCACUUUAAUAAGUUCCAUCUUGUGAAAUGAUGAAUAUGGAUAAUUCCCUGCAAGGGGUUGUUGCAGAUGACUGUAGGGUGAGUGAUGUCUUCAGCAGCCAUGAUGAUUCGGGAAGGAUUCCCUAAAAGGUAGCAAAGAUUGACCGUGAUUCCUUUAGGAAACUAGAUAAUGUUCAAUAAAAACCAGUUGGCUGGCUGGCAAUGGAGGUAUCACAGGUAAUAAUCACAUAUGCUCCAUAAAAUGGUAUGCUUAUUUACCAAGACCGUUCCUGUUCAGAAAUAAAACUGGUGAAGCUUUUUGUGACAGGGAAGCAGGGCAGGCACUGGGGGAAAGUGCUCAUUCUACAUUUCUGCGUGUCAGGCUGCUGUUAAAGGCACAAGAGCAGCACCAAACACACAACCCCCAAAUUCUUCUGCAUAGACAGGGAAAAGCUGUCUGAAAUGUCAUAUUCCCUCUUUCGAACAUGCUCAGGUUCAGAGAUCUUCAGAGGGGAAGCCUCUGCCCUGCCACCCUCACAGGCACACUCGGUGGGCAUGUGGGAGAGGGCCUUCUCGGUGGUGGCUGCUCCCAGACUUUGGAACUCCCUCCCUGGAGAAGACAGUGCUCCCUCCUUGCUGUCCUUCCGCUGGCAGGUGAAGACCACCUUGUUCCAACAGGCUGCUGGGAACCAACUGCUUCGAAUGAAAGGGCUGGUGCUGUGCUGUUUUUGGUGGAUUGUAUGGUUUUAAUAAAAAAAAUUAAUACUGU